Messenger RNA from Nestor notabilis (Kea), 946 nucleotides. Its product is annotated as carbonyl reductase [NADPH] 1-like. The record is from RefSeq and is a predicted model, not a curated record. Lineage: Eukaryota; Metazoa; Chordata; Aves; Psittaciformes; Psittacidae. Bases 35 to 865 code for a protein of 276 amino acids. The transcript has 3 exons. Gene Ontology annotation, molecular function: carbonyl reductase (NADPH) activity.
UACUGUCACUUUGACAUACAUUCAGAGAGGAGCUAUGUCCAAUGUAAGAGUGGCUGUGGUGACCGGAUCCAACAAAGGGAUUGGAUUCUCAAUUGUGCGGGCUCUGUGCCAGCAGUUUCCAGGGCAUGUAUACCUAACAGCCCGAGACCCUGGCCGUGGCCAGGAAGCAGUGAAAAAGCUCGAGGAGGAAGGGCUGCAUCCGUUCUUCCAUCAGCUGGAUAUCGAUGAUCUGCAGAGCAUCAGAGCUCUCCGUGUCUUCCUAAAGGAGAAAUACGGAGGGCUGGAUGUGCUGAUUAACAAUGCAGGGAUCGCCUUCAAAGUGAAUGACACAACUCCAUUUGCGGUCCAAGCUGAGGUUACACUGAAGACAAACUUCUUUGGAACCAGGAAUAUUUGCACAGAAUUGUUGCCUCUUGUGAAGCCUUAUGGUAGAGUGGUGAAUGUCUCUAGCAUGGUAAGUCAGUCAGCUCUGGGAAAGUGCAGCGGAGAACUACAGCAGAAGUUUCGCAGUGAUACCAUCACUGAGGAUGAGUUAGUGGAACUCAUGACUACAUUUGUGGAAGAUGCCAAAAAAAGUGUGCAUGAGAAAAAGGGUUGGCCAAAUACUGCCUAUGGGGUAUCCAAAAUUGGUGUCACAGUCUUGUCCAGGAUUCAAGCCCGGAUGUUAAAUGAGAAAAGAAAAGGUGACCACAUCCUUCUCAAUGCCUGCUGUCCUGGAUGGGUUAGAACAGACAUGGCAGGUCCUAAAGCCCCUAAAUCACCAGAUGAAGGGGCUGUGACCCCAGUUUACUUAGCCCUUUUGCCUUCAAAUGCUGAUGGUCCUCAUGGCCAGUUUGUUAGUGAAAAAACUGUUCAAACCUGGUAAGCUUGUGUAUGUGGAUCCAUGAAGUGGUAAUAUGACUGUGGAUUCACCUGUUCCUUGGUAGGGCAUUUAGCCAGAGUACCC